AUGGUUUUCACCGUCCCAGCAUCGACUAUAGAAGUCGAAAUACCAAAAGUCAUCACCACGAGAGAGGUAUACACACCCCCGAAAACGAGUAGAAGCAAUGGAAAGAUUGUCCCUAUCCAACAUCCCGCUGGAAGCAAGGUAGACUUUGGUGCUGAGGUUUGCGGUAUCGAUUUGAAUAAUUUUACUAGUGCAGAUUUUGAGUUGAUUUCCGAUGCCCUUCACAAGCAUAAACUACUUGUUUUCAAGGAGCAGCAGGAUAUGUUGAUGCCAAAGCAGCAGUAUCGACUGACUGCGUGCUUCGAUCCCGAUGAAAAUACAGGCGGCUUUGCCCAUGGUGCUGAUCCAGUCCUCCUCUACAAAAACGGCGUGACCAUCUAUGGUCUCCCCAAUCGACCAGCUAUCAACGCACAACCUCAAGUACACAUUCUCGGCCGCGGUGAGGUUCCAACAAACCACUUUGAUUUCCCUCCUGGGUUCAAAGUGAAAGGUAUCGAUCACGUUGACUUCCACAUCCCGCCCCAUAUUCCUCAAGAAGAGCGUGAUCUGGGCGCCAGCCGGUUUUAUCAAUGGCAUUGGGAUGGUUCACUGUACAACAUCCCCCCACCGAGAGUGGGUUGUUUACUUGCUGUACGAACACCCAAAGGUCCUGAUGUUACCGUACACUGGGGUGAUGGAACCGGUCAGACUAUGAAAAUUGCACCAGGAGCUAGGGCUAUGGUUUCUGGAUCGCGUGCAUUAGAGCUGUUAGAUCCAGAUAUGCGUCAGAUCGUGAUGCAUAGUCGUAUAGAAUAUGCUCCACAUGCCUUUCAAUGGAUGUCUACAGCUCGAAGUGUUCAACUAGGGCAUAUUCUCGAAACAGAAGGAUGUGAGAUGCCCCUGGAUAAGCUGUCACCGUGGACAAAAGAUAAUGUUUGUAUUUAUCCCAUGGUCUGGACGAAUCCAGUGACGGGCGAGAAAUCGUUGCAAGUUCACGGGCAGGGCGCGUUCAAGUUGUAUCUCAAAGACGGACCGGACGGCGAAGAGAAGGUCUUGAGUGAUCUGAAGGAGGUUAGAGCAUUUAUGCAUCGAAUUAUGAGUCCUGUUCUUUCCCCGGAAAACAUCUAUCCACACCCACAUAAGGAGCAAGAUGUCAUUCUUUGGUAUAAUAGGGCACUGUGGCAUAGCAUUACUGAGUUUCCGGAGUCUUAUGGUCCUCGAAUUAUGCACCAGUGCAAUAUUGCCGCUUUUGAUCAUCCUUCCGGAUAG
Messenger RNA from Talaromyces marneffei, 1245 nucleotides. RefSeq lists its product as uncharacterized. NCBI's taxonomy places the organism in Eukaryota, Fungi, Ascomycota, Eurotiomycetes, Eurotiales, Trichocomaceae. The transcript is spliced from 4 exons. The coding region runs from base 1 to 1245 and encodes 414 amino acids. Gene Ontology annotation, molecular function: oxidoreductase activity. The record is from RefSeq and is a predicted model, not a curated record.